Messenger RNA from Manis javanica (Malayan pangolin), 958 nucleotides. The record is from RefSeq and is a predicted model, not a curated record. NCBI's taxonomy places the organism in Eukaryota, Metazoa, Chordata, Mammalia, Pholidota, Manidae.
CCCAGAUGGUCUCUGUUACCCACUGGCCAGCCAGCAGGCAGCCUCCCUCAGCGAAGGAUGACUGGGAAGUCAGGCCGCUCACUGGGACGGAGCAAGAGACCAGCCAAGGGCGUGGGAUGGAGACCCCAGCUCUGCGGACCCGCAAGCUGGCCAGCCAGCCAGUGUACAACUGGCAAGUGUGUUCCCUGCCAGACACCACUGGGCAGACCAGAGCAGGAGCCCUGCCCCGCAGGAGCUCAAGCCACCCUUGGAACACGUCAUUAGCCGAGCCCAGUGCCUCUUUCCUGGGUGCCACCUGCCCAGGACUGUGUGGCAGCAGCUGCAUGAAGGUGAAGCCCUGGGAGCGAUGCCCAUCCAGCAGGUCAGCGGUUACACCUCACCCGUGCACCAUGGCCCUGCGCCAGCCUGAGAGACACAUGGCCCUUCUCCGUGGGGUGCAGGGGCUCUCAGAGGGAACACGCGGCACUGAGAUGGUCAGCAAGCACCCAGAAGACCAGUCUUCGCGCUGUGCGACAGCAGUUUCCGUGGCCUCAUUUGGGCCUUGCUGGGCCUCGCUGUCACUUUGCACCCACGCUCACAACAAAAGAAAGUGCCAACUCAGUCAGAGCUCAUGCAAGAAGGUGCCAUUCCUUCCCUCCCGAGCUCACACUCCUUUCAGGCCGGUGUGCCCAGUCCUCCCUUCUUCCAGGUGCCCUGAGAACGGAGCAGAAUCAAGCCCGCCUGUCCACUGGGGAGAGCUGGUGUCUGCGGGGCACCCGCCUUCCUGUCCAGCUGUGCGGUGUGGGCUUCUCUGUGCGGACCCCCCCUCACGGUGCGGGAUAGUCCUCAUAGAAGUCCAAGAAUUCUCUGGCUAAGGCUUUUCUUGGGUGAUUUGUUUCUGUGGCCAGUUUGAAUUGAAUUAUUUUUCUCUUAUAGUUUCCAAGUUAUUUCUGGUAUUAGGAAAAACAUAGAUAGAAUA